Molecule: messenger RNA, 944 nt
Organism: Austrofundulus limnaeus
Lineage: Eukaryota; Metazoa; Chordata; Actinopteri; Cyprinodontiformes; Rivulidae
Gene: atpaf1
Product: ATP synthase mitochondrial F1 complex assembly factor 1
Biological process (GO): mitochondrial proton-transporting ATP synthase complex assembly
Cellular component (GO): mitochondrion
Source: RefSeq, a predicted model, not a curated record
GGGCCGGACGGUUUUAGAUGUGGGACGGGAGCGAUGGAAAGAUGUCGGCGGCGUUGCUCCAGAUGUCAUGUCGGUACCGGGGCAUGUUCGCGGUCAGGGCCGCCGGCAUCAGGACGUUGAUACCCGGACUGGUCCCGGAGCAGUUCCGAGCCUUCUCGGUCCGGAAGGAUCCGGAUCUGGAGGAGAACCCGUUCUACGGGAAGUACCAGGACAAGAUCCAGAAGCUGCGCAGCUCCAAACCGCAGGAGUACAAGGAGCGCCUGGAGAAGCGGCAUGAGGCCAGGAAGGAGGUGCUGGGCAACUCGAAGCAGGAGGAGUUCGUGCGGCUCAUGGAGCAGCAGUUGGAGAACAGAGACCAGACGUCUGCAGCUGCUGGAGCUUCUGCAGGUUUCACCAAGAACAAGACUCUCGGUUCCAUCCUGAACCUGGACCUGAUCCAGGACAAGACGGGCGAGGAGAUCUCAGAGUCAGACACCUACGAUGUGAUGUCCAGCAGGUCCAAGUCCUGCCCCAUGUUCCUUUACGCUCUGCCUCAGAAGGAGGGCUACGAGUUCUUCGUGGGUCAGUGGUCCGGAUCCGAGCUCCACUUCACCUCCCUGAUAAACGUCCAGACGCUGGGGGAGAACGCUCCGAGUCAGCUGGUCCUCUACCACUACCCGGACCUGAAGGAGCAGAAGGGCGUGGUCCUCCUGACGGCCGAGAGGGACCCCAGGUUCAUGACCGUCCAGCAGGCUCAGUGUCUGGCCAAUCAGGUGCAGCUGUUCUACGGCACGCGGCGCAGUGAGACCUACGGUCUGCUGGAGACCUUCAACCACCGCCCUGCUGACUUCAGACACAUGAUGGUGAUCGCUGAGCUGGAGCAGAGCGGGCUGGGGUCUGCCUCUGGAACCUGAGUGGACCUGGACCCACCCAGAACUGAUGGAACCACUGAGCCUGAAUGUGAA